AUGGGGCUGACUGAUGGACAAAUAUUGAUAUGGCCUUUUGACCUUCGAAAUCCAUCAAAUAUUUCUACACACCUUACGGUCCUACCAAGUCAACCUACUACUAGCCAAAGUACGGCUUUCAAAGAUUUCUCCUUAGGACUACUUCACGAUAGUCGUGCUACUUUUAUACUGGUUACAGAGGGACUCACCAAGGAAUAUCUCUUUGACGCCAACCCUCUUCUUUCAGCCGAAUUCCAGAUAAGUCUACGAUCAUUCAAGGUUAAGGCUCGCCUAUUUAUACGCGAUUACAAAGUACAAAAGAUCAUUCUAGUUAUCCCUGAUCUAGAACGUCUAUACGUUCAGGGCGACUGGAGAAGCUGUCAACGUUUCACACAUAAUCUCCGUAUGGCUGCUUUACUUAGCGGAGUUCAAGGUAAUAAGAAAUGGAAAUUAUUCGAGCACGGAGGUGCUCAUUCAAUGAUCCUUCAAGCAUGGGCCGCAAAGGAUAUAGAAUCGAUAAGCUUGAAUACGCUUGAUCAUUUCAUCGAACUCCAAGAUAUCGCCCCGGCAAAAUCACUAAUCGAGGCUUGUUUUUUAUUGAUGAUAUUUCUUCCGAAGAAUAAUCUCAAAGAAAUCGACUGUGAGGUAUUUCGAGUCAGAAAAUCUCGUUCACAAAAUACGAAAGCAAGAAAGUACACCGAGGACGUUGCUACCGCUAUACGACAACUCUUUGAGAAAAAGAUAAAUAUUCUAAUCAAGGAUGAUCCUGACGAGCCUGGCUUAUCAGACAGAGCAAAGACACAAAAUAAUGACCUUGUUAUUCGUCCAGCUAAUCGGGAUCUCGAUGGGACGAACGAUGGUCCCACUGAAACCGAUAUAGCUGAAAUCAUGCCAAUGCUGGAGCUGCCGAACAUGAAGCCCCAGGUGAACUGGGAGCGUGGGGACAUGCGGAACUGGGGGCGGCAGAGACGAGAGGUAGUCAAGAGUCUACUCACCGGCAAAGACAAGUUUGAAGUGAGGGCGAAAAAUGACGAAUUUCCGUAUAUUUCAUUACGUGGCUGGCGUGUCAGAAUCAGGGCAGAUUUUCCACUCCACAACAUCAAAUCCGUCUAUGCGAAGGCCGAUAUAUCAUCUCCUGACACACAGCAUGAACACACGUGCUUCGGAGCGCACCAACCACUCCUACAACGCCUUGCAUUCCAGUUUACGGUCAUAUCAACAACCGGCCAGUCUACACACUGGGCUCGGAAAUCCAUAGUCAGAACCCCGAACCUGGCGGUAGAGCUUCUUAAUGCACUACUUACACAGUAUAGUGAUAGCGAUAAGGAAGAGAUACGAGGUGAAGUACAUAUCUAG
This is a messenger RNA of Exophiala viscosa, 1335 nucleotides long. RefSeq lists its product as uncharacterized. The record is from RefSeq and is a predicted model, not a curated record. The transcript has 2 exons. NCBI's taxonomy places the organism in Eukaryota, Fungi, Ascomycota, Eurotiomycetes, Chaetothyriales, Herpotrichiellaceae. Bases 1 to 1335 code for a protein of 444 amino acids.